Messenger RNA from Nilaparvata lugens (brown planthopper), 888 nucleotides. RefSeq lists its product as uncharacterized. Lineage: Eukaryota; Metazoa; Arthropoda; Insecta; Hemiptera; Delphacidae. Bases 1 to 879 code for a protein of 292 amino acids. Gene Ontology annotation, biological process: sensory perception of smell; detection of chemical stimulus involved in sensory perception of smell. The record is from RefSeq and is a predicted model, not a curated record. Gene Ontology annotation, cellular component: plasma membrane. The transcript is spliced from 5 exons. Gene Ontology annotation, molecular function: odorant binding; olfactory receptor activity.
AUGUUUCUUGGAUUCAUCAACAGAAAUAUUGUCAAUAAAUUUCUACGAGACUUGUUAGGUUUUGAAAAGAGUUCAGAAGAUCUACCUCUACCCUGUUCGUAUUGGAAUCCUGAAGGCUUCAAUUCAUACGUAUUUUUCGCCUACUUGUACAUUCUUCAAAGUUUCAUGAUCACGAUUAACGUUAUGGAAAUAUACUGCGUGCAGAUUGCAGUAAGUCUUUCUACCAAGAGAGUUCUUGCCGAUUUUGAAACGAUUUACAUCUUGAUUGAUGAGCUGGGAAAAGAUUUCCCAGAAAUUGGGAUCAAUAGUGGAGUUCUCCGUGAAUCGAAUGAGAAUCGAAGCUAUGAUUAUGGAAAUCAAAUCAACUAUGAUUAUGGAAAAAAUAACUCAGGAGCACAGAAUGAGAAAUUGAAGACAGAUAUUAUACGUAUAGCGAGAUGUCACCAAAGUCUAAUCAGAAAUCUCAAGGACUGUGAAAUGAGUUCAGGAUCGGCUCUUCUUUUGAUUAGUAUGCUAAUAUUCAUAGACACCUGUACUGAAUUCUACUUAAUUUUGAAGGCAGAUAAUAUAAUGACAUCGAUAAAUUAUGGCAUGUCGAGUUUAUUGAUAAACUUGGCCAUUCUCUUUCCUUAUCACACAGGCCAACGUAUUGCCGAUCAGAAUGACAUUCUACGCCAACAACUGAGUAAUCUUCCAUGGAUUGACAAGCCUGGAUGGUUCAAGAAGAUAUUGACAACUAUUAUGAUUCGCGCCAACGUGGAUAUUGUAAUUCAGCCUUUCGGAGUUCAUUAUCUAAAUCAUGUGUCAUUCAAAAAUAUGAUAAGAGUAUCUUUCUCAUUUGGGAACUUCCUCUACAACACUAAAUUUGAAACGCCAUGAGACUCAAAG